Pelmatolapia mariae (spotted tilapia) is the source of this 693-nucleotide messenger RNA. Its product is annotated as ribonuclease inhibitor-like. Gene Ontology annotation, molecular function: protein binding. Lineage: Eukaryota; Metazoa; Chordata; Actinopteri; Cichliformes; Cichlidae. Gene Ontology annotation, biological process: intracellular signal transduction. Bases 1 to 693 code for a protein of 230 amino acids. The transcript is spliced from 7 exons. The record is from RefSeq and is a predicted model, not a curated record.
AUGUCAGGUUAUAACAAUAUUCAAAGUGAAUACAGGCUGCUGCUGGACACAGACAGACUGAGUCAGUGUUGGCUCUCAGGGACUCACUGUGAAGUUGUGGCCUCAGCUCUGAAGUCCAACCCCUCCCAUCUGACAGAGCUGGACAUGAGUGGAAACAACCUGCAGGAUUCAUCAGUGAAGCUUCUGUGUGCUGGACUGGAGAGUCCAAACUGUCGACUGGAGACUCUGAGUCUGUCAGGCUGUCUGAUCACAGAGGAAGGUUGUACUUCUCUGGCCUCAGCUCUGAGCUCCAACCCCUCCCAUCUGAGAGAGCUGGACCUGAGCUACAAUGAUCCAGGAGACUCAGGAAUGAAGCUGCUGUCGGCUGGACUGAAGGAUCCAGGCUGGAGACUGGACACUCUCAGGGCGGAGCCUGCUGGAGUCCGAUGGUUGAGACCAGGUCUGAGGAAGUAUUCCUGUCAACUCACAAUCGACACAAACACAGUGAACACAAACCUCCAACUGUCUGACAACAACAGGAAUCUGUCAGGCACAAUAACAGAGAAACACCCAUCUCCUCCUCCUCCUCCUCCUCCUCCUCCUCCUCCUCCUCUGUCUCUAACAGAGCAGCAGUGUUCAGGUUUCCUGGUUCCUCAGUGUCCCUGUGCUGAGUGUAAAGAGUGUCUCCUGUUAGAGAAACACUCUGACUGUUGA